CUUAGUCCUUCCAUCUCCAUAUCAUACAACCUCAAAUGAACUUUCAUUGACUUUCAAAGUCAACCCACUUCAGCUUGUAUCCCCUGCAUCUAGAAUAUGGACAGUGCUUGUGGUUAUGAUGAGAAGACACUCAUCCAUGAGCUAACUCAAGGGUUACAAAUGGCUGAACGGCUAAAGGUUAAUCUGCAUUCACCCGAAACAAGCGAAUUCUUGAUACAAAAGAUCUUAUCAAUCUAUGACAACGCUCUUUUCGUCCUUCAAUGUGGCGACUCAUCCGGGCAGCCUCCCGCACCUGCCCUUCGAGCAGCCAGUCUGCCUGAAUCAUCGAUAUCCUUUGGAAGCCCGGGAAGUGAUGAAUUCGAGUUUGACCAACCCUUUUGGGGUCGGAAGGGCGAAAACGUCCUUUCGAGAAAGAGGAAGGGGUCCAUAACAUGGGAGGAUGAACUUAGAAUAUGUAGUGACAAUGGGUUAGAGGGUAACACUGAUGACGGUUACAAUUGGAGGAAGUACGGGCAGAAAGAGAUUCAGGGUGCUAAAUUUCCAAGAAGCUAUUAUAGAUGUUCAUACCGUAAUUCACAGAAAUGCUUUGCAACAAAACAAGUGCAAAGAAAAGAUGAAGACCCUGCAGGAUUUGAUAUUGUGUACAAAGGGAAACACACGUGCAACCAGCGCGCUUCACCAUCGCCGUCACCAUCACCACGACCACCACGAUCUCCAUCAUCAUUGCUAUCACCAUCCCCAUCGCCAUCACCAACACCAUCGCGUGAAAAACAUGAAACGCUCUCAAAUCUCAGAGCCAACCUUAGUGUUAACACCACGGAUUUGGGUGGCGAAGGUGACACGGUUCCAUCUUUGUUUUCCUUCCCUUCAGCAUCAUCUGGAGUUCAUUUUCCAAAUACUUUUGAUGAAGAAUUAUUUCAAGUUUACUCACCAACGUUUAUCUCCCCGGUUACCUCUGAACCAAAUAUUUUCUCAGAAUGGGGAAGUUCGCAGUCGUUGGAUUUACUGGCAGAUGUAGACACUGAUUUUGAAUUUAACUCUUUGUUUUAAAAUCAGCACGUGUUCGUCCCGUUCGCUUUUGAUACAUUCAGCGCUCUCGCCCCUGACGCAGUGCGGUUCCUCAAGCGGGUUCAACAGGUGGUAAGCAGUAACACCGCGCAUGUUAAGGGGCAGAAUUUGUGUUUAGCAGGUUAGGUUUUGCUAUUCAGAAAGGGGUAGCGGCGCAACUUGUUGCUCGUCUACCUGCCAUUAGUCUAUAAUCGUCUCAGUUUUAUACCAUGUGAUAUGUUUUAUAUAAAUAAAGAAUAGUGUUACAGGUAAGAAAGAACUGUAGAGUGGAUAUAAAAGAAUUACAUUAUGCAUUGCAAUAAGCUAA
Helianthus annuus (common sunflower) is the source of this 1375-nucleotide messenger RNA. Its product is annotated as probable WRKY transcription factor 53. Gene Ontology annotation, molecular function: transcription cis-regulatory region binding; DNA-binding transcription factor activity. Gene Ontology annotation, cellular component: nucleus. Gene Ontology annotation, biological process: regulation of DNA-templated transcription. Bases 97 to 1050 code for a protein of 317 amino acids. The transcript is spliced from 3 exons. The record is from RefSeq and is a predicted model, not a curated record. Lineage: Eukaryota; Viridiplantae; Streptophyta; Magnoliopsida; Asterales; Asteraceae.